CGGUCUAUAUUUAACCCCCCCCUCCCUGUGUCACACAUACUCCACAUAUCGAAGCGGCACAGAGACGAUGAGCAGGAUGGAGGAGGAAGCCCCGCCCCCACGCUCAGUGUUUGAGCUUGCCAAAAAGUUCAAGGACUCGUCUGCUGCUCAGAACAUCAACGCAGAGAAGGAACCUGUGAAGCCGGUCAGACGACGACCGCCUCAAACCUUAAAGAUUCCCAAAGCUUCAGGAGACGAGCAGUCUCAGCCCCCUCCAGGCCUCCCUUCUCCUCAGUCCUCCAAACCAAAGAGGAACUCGGCUUUGAUCGAAAAACUGCAGGCCAACCUCACUCUCUCUCCGACGGGCCCCCCUCUGAAGAGUCCGGGCAUCAGGGCCACACCUCUCACCUUCACUCCGCCCUCACCUGCUUCUGCGCUGGUCUCCACGGUAACCACAGUGUCCCUGGGAAGCCCCACCAGCCCUUUAUCCUCUCCAGUGAUUGAAGAAGAAGGCCCCGUCUCCUUUGAAGCCCCUCCCUCUGCUGCAGAGGGAGCCAUCCUAACGAGCAUUAACAAGGCCAGAGCUCGAGUUUCCAUCCGCCGCCGUCCUCCGUCCCGUCGCAACAGGAAGUCCAGCAGUGGAGACGAGGCCUGCAUCAACCACAACACCUCAGACUCAACGCCAAACCCCCGCAGUGAGGAAGAGGAGAGAGCAACAGAACAGGAAGGAGGAGGAGAGGAGCCGCCAAAGGAAGAUCAGAUAGAAAGUCCUCCUCAGCAGGAAGACAUCCAUGAAGAGGAGAUGAAGAGCAGUGUGGAAGAAGGAGCAGAAGAAAGAGCAGAGGAAGAAGAGCCUCCUUCAUCCUCCUUAAAGGUAGAAGAGGAGAAAAGCAAAGAAAACCAGGAAGAAGAUUCAGCUGAAAGAGAACCUGGAAAAGAUGAAAAAGAAGAGUAAAGGGAGGUUUGAUACCUGUAAACAAACAACAAUGACUGUAAACAGCAAACAACACAAAGAGGAAGAACAAACACACAGAGAAUGUCUGGCCUGAAAAGGAAAAUUCUGUUCUAUUGGAUUCAGGGAAGCUUCAAAGUUUCUCCAGACUCAGCUCAGUGCACUGAUCUUUGCUCAAACCGAUUUGGAGUCCAAAAGUUCGGUGCUUUUGUUUCAAGCCUCUGGGAGGACGUCCUGCAGCGAUGAGGCCGAUGAGGCCUGCAGGACAGGGCAGGUACUUCUUCAUCGCUUUGGUUCUAGAGUUCCUAACUUUAGAUCAGAAACAAGCUGAUGAGCAGAGCUCUGCUCAUCCACCGGAAACAAUGAUGUGUGCAACUUUUUUUAAGUUUGAUGCUUUUAGAGUUCUGAGAGAUGAUGAUGAUGAUGAUGGUGAUGAUGAUGAUGAUGAUGAUGAUGAUGAUGAAGAUGAAGAUGAUGAAGAUGAUGAUGAUUAUCUCAUUAGAUUAUCUCAUUAGAUAUACUGAAAAGUUUCAGGUUCAAACUGGCUGGUGUCAGGUGUCAGUCCAACAUGAAAACCUGAAGUUUUAUUUUGAAAGUCCGAUAAUAAAUGUUUCUAAUAAAAGUGA
Oryzias latipes (Japanese medaka) is the source of this 1557-nucleotide messenger RNA. It is a transcript of the gene dub, whose product is annotated as duboraya. NCBI's taxonomy places the organism in Eukaryota, Metazoa, Chordata, Actinopteri, Beloniformes, Adrianichthyidae. The record is from RefSeq and is a predicted model, not a curated record.